This is a messenger RNA of Cryptomeria japonica (Japanese cedar), 2177 nucleotides long. RefSeq names its product probable LRR receptor-like serine/threonine-protein kinase At3g47570. Gene Ontology annotation, molecular function: protein kinase activity; protein binding; ATP binding. The record is from RefSeq and is a predicted model, not a curated record. The transcript is spliced from 2 exons. Bases 62 to 2011 code for a protein of 649 amino acids. Lineage: Eukaryota; Viridiplantae; Streptophyta; Pinopsida; Cupressales; Cupressaceae. Gene Ontology annotation, biological process: protein phosphorylation.
CAUUGACUAAAAUUGUAUCCUUUCCCCUAAUUUUUCUCUCACACUCGAAUGAUGGUAAUCCAUGCAUCACAGAGAGUCCGAGCAACAUCUUUCAAACGGGGAACAACACAACUUUGCAAUGAGGUAUUUUUUCAUUAAUUCUCCUUUUUCUGUGACUCUCUUCUUCACUCUCUCAUUUCUCACUCUUGCACUCUCUCUCAACACCACACAAGUCCAAGUCAUGAAGAACAUGUACUAUAAUUUGGGCCUUCCGUCGCACGGUGACCCAUGCCAAUGGCAUGGCGUAAGUUGCAGUGAAAAUGAGGGUAAUGAUGUUGUUGGACUCUACUUCUCUUCUUUCAAUAUGAAUAACAGUAUUUGGCAGUAUGUAUGUAAGCUGCCAGCCCUUCAACUUCUUGACCUCAUUAACAAUAGCUUACAAGGCCCAAUCCCUGUGUGCGUUGGCAGCUUGGCCAAUCUGCAAACCCUUGAUCUAAGCGACAAUCAACUAACAGGGGAAAUUACAGAGGCUCUAGGGUAUAUGAGUGAGCUUUACAGGUUGGACCUCUCAAACAACAAAUUAACAGGACAAAUUCCAGAGGCUCUAGGGAAUAUGAGUGAGCUUUACUGGUUGGACCUGUCAAACAACAAAUUAACAGGACAAAUUCCAGUAUCUGUAAAACACAUCCAUUAUGUGGACUUAUCAAACAACGAAUUAACAGGACAAAUUCCAGAGGCUCUAGGGAAUAUGAGCGAGCUUUACUGGUUGAACCUGUCAAACAACAAAUUAACAGGACAAAUUCCAGAGGCUCUAGGGAAUAUGAGUGAGCUUCAAUAUUUGGGCCUGUCAAACAACGAAUUAACAGGAAAAACCCAUUCCACAGUCCUAAUAAAAGUAUUGGGAGCAGUAGCUGUUGUUGUCGUUUUUCUAAUUUGUUUUCUAGUAUUCGGAGUUCUAUGGAUAAAGAACUUGCAUAAUAGAGAGGAGUUUAAACAAACAUUUCGCAAAAUCCUUCAAAAGGUGGAGCAUCCACGCAUCUCACAUGAGGACCUUCUUGCAGCAACCAAUAGAUUUCACAACUCCAAUCUACUAUCCACAAAUAGCUUUGGAUCAGUGUACAAGGGAUUUUUGGCUGAUGGUACUCGUGUUGCCGUUAAGGUUCUCAAUUUAAUGCAUGAGCAAUCGCACAAGAUUUUCAGAGCAGAAUGUAAAGUGUUGCAGAAGGCUCGACACCGAAAUCUUGCUAGAAUCAUAACCACAUGUUCUACCAUUCACAUCAAAGCUUUAAUCUUUGAGUAUUUUUCUAAUGGAAGCUUGGAGAAGUAUUUGUAUCAAAGCAGUUGUAGAAUGGGAUUGAGAACACUGCUGAACAUAGCUAUAGAUGUAGCCCAUGCUGUGGAAUAUCUUCACUAUGAUUGCUUCGUGCAGAUAGUGCAUUGUGACAUAAAACCAAGCAAUGUUCUUUUAGAUGAAAGCAUGACAGCUCAUCUUUCAGAUUUUGGAAUAUCCAGAUUAAUGGGAAGAAUCACGGCCAAUUCAGUAACUUCAACAAUAGAUUUAAAAGGCUCAGUGGGCUACAUCGCACCAGAAUAUGGAUUGAAUGGCAUGAUGUCUCCUCGGGGAGAUGUUUUUAGCUAUGGUAUUUUGUUAUUGGAAAUGCUGACAAGGAGGCGGCCAACUGAUGAUAUGUUUGAUGGUGAUCUGAGCCUGCAUAGCUGGGUGAAAAGGGCAUUUCCAGAGAGGGUUGCUGAGGUAGUUGAUACAAGCUUGUUAAUGGAAGGGGCUAGCAAAGAAACGGAAGAAUGUCUGAUUUCAUUGAUGCGUCUUGGUUUGCUGUGUUCAAGUGAUUCCCCUGAAGCUCGGCCCACUAUGAGAGAUGUGUCCAGUCUAUUGAAGAACAUUCAACAGGAUUUCAACCCAGACACUUCUUCUUCCAUUAAAUUAAAGCCCACCAUAUCCAAUUUAGUUUGUGACAGAGGUGCAAUAACUAUUUGUGAGGAGGCAUCAGAUACCCAAAGCUCCACAUUUUAGUAGGCUUGAUAUCAGUUGUAAUAGUGCUAUUGUCAUAGUGUUGUUCCCCCUGCUGUUCUCUGUUAUGUUUGGUUCUAUUGUUUCUGUUUGGCUCGUUUAUGAACUUUGUUAUAAUCCCUGUCUUAUGAAUUCCUCAAUAUAAUUCAAGACUCUCCUUUUUUCCUGA